Messenger RNA from Pistacia vera, 1002 nucleotides. Its product is annotated as probable zinc transporter 8. Gene Ontology annotation, cellular component: plasma membrane. Bases 1 to 1002 code for a protein of 333 amino acids. The transcript has 4 exons. Gene Ontology annotation, biological process: zinc ion transmembrane transport. Gene Ontology annotation, molecular function: zinc ion transmembrane transporter activity. The record is from RefSeq and is a predicted model, not a curated record. NCBI's taxonomy places the organism in Eukaryota, Viridiplantae, Streptophyta, Magnoliopsida, Sapindales, Anacardiaceae.
AUGGCCACCACCACCCCUUCACUUCUCAAUCAUUUCUCCAUCUCCUUCUUCCUCAUCCUCUCCAUCUUCACUCCCCAAGCUCUUUCUCAAUCAAACAAUGAAUGCACCACCGCCUCCUCCUCCUCCUGCAACGAUAAAGCUGCAGCUUUGCCGCUCAAGAUCAUCGCCAUCGUUACAAUCUUAAUCACCAGCUUGAUCGGCGUUUCUGCGCCACUUUUCACUCGUUCGGUCAAAGCUCUCCACCCUGAUCGGAAUUUGUUCGUUGUUGUGAAGUCUUUUGCCGCCGGGAUCAUUCUGGCGACCGGGUUCAUGCACGUGCUGCCAGACUCUUUUGACAUGUUGUCGUCAAGUUGUUUGGAGGAUAAUCCAUGGCAUAAGUUUCCUUUUACGGGGUUCGUGGCGAUGUUGUCUGCGAUUGUGACGCUCAUGGUGGACUCUUUGGCGACGAGUAUUUAUAGCCAGAAGUGUAAUACUGGUGGUGGUGUCCUUAUUCCGGAGGCAGGGAGUGUUGGUUCCCAGCUGAUGCGGUAUGGUGUUAUAGCUAUGGUAUUAGAAUUGGGAAUUGUAGUACAUUCAAUUGUGAUAGGGCUUUCCCUUGGAGCCUCAAACAAUACUUGCAGCAUUAAAGGUCUUAUUGCAGCUCUUUGCUUCCACCAAAUGUUUGAAGGAAUGGGCCUUGGUGGUUGCAUUCUCCAGGCUGAGUACAAGCUAUUCAAGAAGAUGGUAAUGGUGUUCUUCUUCGCCGUAACAACGCCGUUCGGCAUUGCCCUAGGGAUCGCAUUGUCAAACACAUACAAAGAGAACAGUCCAAUAGCAUUGAUCUCAGUAGGGUUGUUGAAUGCUUCAUCAGCCGGGCUUCUAAUCUAUAUGGCUCUAGUUGAUCUUCUUGCUGCUGACUUCAUGGGCCAAAAGUUGCAAGGAAGCAUCAGGCUUCAGCUUAAAUCUUAUGUUGCUGUUCUUCUUGGUGCUGGUGGCAUGUCUCUUUUGGCAAAAUGGGCUUGA